GAAACCUCCUCUACGAUCAAUGCGGAGUUAACUGAAUCUGAUUUUCCCGCCUAAUAUGUUGAAAGACUCUUCGAUGCUUUCUUACGCGACGCCAGCGCUCGUCUUUUCUCUUUCAGGAAUCACACGAAACCUUAACACAGGUGGAGAAACUGAGAUUUUCUUGAGAUAAAUCCAUGGCGACCCAGACUGAUCUUCAUAUCUCACUCUUUUCUCCUCAAGAGGUUGAGUUUAUGGCAGAGGACGAACUGGUGGAGAUUGUUCCCAAUAUGAACAUGGAGCCCCUCAAUUUCAUCGCUGGUUAAUUUUUUGUUCGCCAAGCCAUGUGAUUAAAUUUUUUGACAGGGGGGAUUUGGUCGGUUCGUUCCUCAGAUUCCGACACAAGUGCCUCUGUGGCUUGCAGUGGCUCUGAAGCGGAGAGGCAAAUGCACUUUCAGUUUCAGGCCACCACAGUGGUUGUCUGUUGGUAAGACAAACACUGCAUAUUUUGCAGAUAAAUUUCUUUUUUUGAAGGCUUAAGCUCUAACUUGGAAGCAGAACGGGAACCUCAGUCGAAAUUUCAGGCAUUACAAUUUAUUUGGUUAUGUGGAGAUUGCUAGACUGCUUUUUGAUUAUGCACGUGAUGAUAUUCCAGACAUGUAUAUGGUUAAAUUUCAUCUUGUUCUGCUCUUUUGGUAGUUAAGAAUCUUUGCGAUGGAACCCAUAUUGUUUCAUUUCAACAAGUAGAAAGCAACACCCAAUUAGGAACACAUUAAUUUUGUAUACACGUGUACGAUCAUAAUGAAUAUAGACGGCUUUGCGUCCUUAUUCCGUAGUCACUGGCACUACGUUUGCUCUCCGUUUCUUCAUGCUACAAUCAGUGGUACGUCGCUCUUCUUCACAUUUGAUCUCCAUACUCACCAAUCCUUCAAUGUCUUUCACCACUACCGCAUCCUCUUCUUCUUCUCCGGCUAUUCCGGUUAAGAUCAUUCCUCUACGGCAUCCCGAUUCCACUUCUUCUGAUGAUCCUCGCCGUCCAUCCAUUCCAUUCCACGAUUUCUUCUCCCGAUGGAUGGCGAAGAUCAAGCGUAUGACGUUCUUCGACUGGUUAGAUACGUUGUUUCCUUGCUUCAUUUGGAUUCGAAGUUACCGUUGGCAUCAGUACUUUAAGCUCGAUCUCAUGGCUGGUAUCACCGUUGGUAUUAUGCUUGUCCCCCAGUCAAUGUCGUAUGCAAAGUUAGCUGGGCUUCAGCCAAUAUACGGUUUAUACUCCUCAUUGGUGCCGGUGUUUGUGUAUGCUGUAUUCGGCUCAUCUCGCCAGCUUGCAAUUGGACCUGUAGCAUUGGUUUCUCUUCUCGUCUCUAAUGCUUUGGGUGGAAUUGUUGAUCCAUCUGAAGAGCUAUACACUGAGCUUGCUAUUUUGUUAGCACUUCUGGUUGGAAUAUUUGAGUGCAUCAUGGGUUUUUUAAGGCUUGGAUGGCUUAUUCGUUUCAUAAGUCACUCAGUCAUUUCUGGAUUUACAAGUGCUUCAGCUAUUGUUAUUGGAUUAUCCCAAUUGAAAUACUUCCUGGGAUACAACGUUUCCCGGAGCAGCAAGAUUGUGCCACUAGUUGAGAGUGUAAUAGCUGGAGCUGAUCAGUUUAAGUGGCCACCUUUUUUGUUGGGAUCUACCAUUCUGGUGGUCCUUCUAGUAAUGAAGCAUGUGGGAAAAGCAAACAAGGAACUUCAGUUCAUAAGAGCAGCAGGACCGCUCACAGGGCUUGCUCUUGGUACAACUAUUGCGAAAGUGUUCCAUUCACCCACAAUCUCACUGGUGGGAGAUAUACCUCAAGGCCUUCCAGAAUUUUCUUUACCAAAAAGUUUUGAUCAUGCAAAAUUAUUGCUUCCAACAGCGGCUCUCAUCACUGGUGUGGCCAUCCUGGAAUCUGUAGGUAUUGCCAAAGCACUAGGAGCGAAAAACAGAUACGAGUUGGAUUCAAAUUCAGAGUUAUUUGGUCUUGGUGUCGCUAAUAUUUUGGGAUCAUUGUUUUCUGCAUACCCGACUACAGGAUCCUUUUCUAGGUCAGCAGUUAACAGCGAAAGUGAAGCGAAGACUGGCCUAUCAGGUCUUGUAACAGGAAUCAUCAUAGGAUGCUCUCUACUGUUCUUGACCCCAGUGUUUAAAUAUAUACCACAGUGUGCUUUAGCAGCAAUAGUGAUCUCUGCUGUUAGUGGCUUGGUGGACUAUGAAGGGGCUAUAUUUUUGUGGCGUGUGGACAAGAGAGAUUUUACUCUUUGGACCAUCACCAGCACCACCACUCUGUUCUUCGGAAUAGAGAUCGGAGUCCUCGUUGGUGUUGGUUUUUCACUUGCAUUUGUUAUACACGAGUCUGCAAACCCUCAUAUUGCUGUGUUGGGGCGUCUUCCAGGAACCACUGUGUACAGAAACAUGAAGCAGUAUCCAGAAGCGUACACUUACAAUGGGAUUGUGAUUGUUCGAAUCGAUGCUCCCAUAUAUUUUGCCAACAUAAGCUACAUCAAGGACAGGCUAAGAGAAUAUGAAGUUGCUUUUGAUAAACACACUAAUAAGGGACCAGAGGUGGAGAGGAUCUACUUUCUUAUCCUUGAAAUGUCUCCUGUCACAUACAUAGACUCAAGCGCCGUAGAAGCCUUGAAAGAUCUGUACGAGGAGUACAAAACAAGGGACAUUCAGCUUGCAGUUUCGAACCCGAAUAAAGAGGUUCUAUUGACACUGGCAAGAUCAGGGAUUGUGGAGCUUAUUGGCAAAGAAUGGUACUUUGUGAGAGUACACGAUGCAGUCCAAGUCUGUCUUCAUUACGUCGAGAGCAAGAACCAGACACCCACGAAUGUUGAUGAGCGCAGUAGUUCAAGCUUAUGGAGAAGGUGUAGUAGUGCGAAAAACUCAUCACAUACCGAAGUUGAAGCCGAUUCUAAACUUGCUUUAAAGGAGCCAUUGUUGUCCAACGAGAAAUAAGACAUUCAGCGAAUCAGCAUUGCGCUUUCCUUUCACACACAAAAAGUGGUCAUGCUCAUGAGUUGUUGAAAAUUUACUAUGUCAUGAAUGAAUAUUAAAUCUGAGUCCAUUAUAUUUCCU
Messenger RNA from Raphanus sativus (radish), 3070 nucleotides. Its product is annotated as probable sulfate transporter 4.2. Gene Ontology annotation, biological process: transmembrane transport. The record is from RefSeq and is a predicted model, not a curated record. Gene Ontology annotation, cellular component: membrane. The transcript has 20 exons. Bases 845 to 2950 code for a protein of 701 amino acids. Lineage: Eukaryota; Viridiplantae; Streptophyta; Magnoliopsida; Brassicales; Brassicaceae. Gene Ontology annotation, molecular function: secondary active sulfate transmembrane transporter activity.